This is a messenger RNA of Phaeodactylum tricornutum CCAP 1055/1, 1357 nucleotides long. RefSeq lists its product with no specific name. The record is from RefSeq and is a predicted model, not a curated record. The coding region runs from base 93 to 1136 and encodes 347 amino acids. NCBI's taxonomy places the organism in Eukaryota, Bacillariophyta, Bacillariophyceae, Surirellales, Neidiaceae. The transcript has a single exon.
UAAGCUUCAAAGCCAUGGGAUAGGAUCUGUCUCUUGAUAUAAAACGGGAACGACCACGCUUCUAAAAGAAAAGCAACAAGCGUUUUUUCACUAUGCAUCGUUGCCUUACCCAGCUGAUCGGAUUCUUGACAGUGUUUCAAGCCGAUUCAUUUGUUACUCAGAGCCAACCGAUCGGGUUGAUGACAACCGCCUUUCGACCCGAUCAUCCUCUGACCGUAACUGUCCGUUUAUUUGGGGGGAAAACCGAAGAAGAGAAGGAAAGUGGAGAGAAGACACAUUCCUCCAAAGGAAUUCUCGACUUUAUUUUUAAUCCAUACGAAACCAAGAUUCCCAAAGAACUCGAGAAAGAAAUCUAUCAGGCGGAAGGAAAUACAGUCGCCGCUCAGGAUCGCACAAAGCGAGUUGGGCUGUACGCUGUCGUGGCUUUUUCGGGUAUACUUCUCGCGUUCUUCAACGGAUUCAUUACGGAGCUCCGCAAUGGACCUACGCCAGACGGGAUUCCCUUCGCAUUAGACGAUGCAGGUUUUGCAUGGGUCGAAUCGAAUCUCUUGACACGAUUUUUAUUCAUGAACAAGGUUGGAGGAGGCGUUUGCCUUGUAGGCGGUGCUGCCUUUGGGUUGCUAGCUGAAGCGGAAUUCGAUACGCGCCGAACAAAUGCCGAGAAAAUUUGGGAAGAAAUGCAAAGGCGCCGCGAAGGAAAAACGAAGAAGGUAGCGCCAAGAAAGAAGAAGCGCAGAUCUGGAAAAGAGUCAAAGCGUCUGGGAGCAAUUGCAGAAGUUGCCUUUCAGGAAAGAGAGGGAUCCGCAGCUGUCGAAGUCUCAGCAGUACCAAAAGCAAAAAAAAGUACAGAUGGUGAUAUCGAUGAGCAGCAGCCUAGGGGAAACACAGAAGUGAGUGGAGUCGCGUCUGAAGAAGAUAUUGGAGUAUUUGGAGCUCUCAAAGGAUUUUACGAAAAAGCGGAUAAGAUGGCUGCGUCCCAAGCCCUGCUGCUGAAUAAGCAAUUAGAAGAGAAAGGUCUGCUAGAGAAAAUUACGGACGAAAGUGGAUUGAAAGUUAUCGGAAAAGACGAGGCAGCAAAGUUGAAGUCUGCCAAAACUGAAGGAGAUGCAUCAAACAAGAAAGACGGGAAAUCCUAAGAUAUCGCCUGUUUUCUAAUGUACCCUUUCAUGUGGCCCUUUUGCGCUUGGUGUGCUUCCUCUCGGCUCAUUUGAAAAAGGGACUUUUAAGCGUGCCAUUGUUUGCGAAACAAUGAGUUCAGGACUGUUGAGCAAAAAGAGUUGUUCGCCCGCAUUCGCACAAAGUAUCAACGUAUCCGUUCUGGAUGAUAAUAUUGUUAAAAUUCUUGGCUUUCCGUGGC